Diachasma alloeum is the source of this 4094-nucleotide messenger RNA. RefSeq names its product nuclear RNA export factor 1. The record is from RefSeq and is a predicted model, not a curated record. Gene Ontology annotation, biological process: poly(A)+ mRNA export from nucleus. The transcript has 7 exons. Bases 84 to 1982 code for a protein of 632 amino acids. Gene Ontology annotation, molecular function: protein binding; RNA binding. Lineage: Eukaryota; Metazoa; Arthropoda; Insecta; Hymenoptera; Braconidae. Gene Ontology annotation, cellular component: cytoplasm; nucleus.
CAAGCGCUGAGAAGGCACUCAUCACGCGCUGAUCGUGUUGUGUCUGUUUUUUUUAACCAAUUUCUUGUGUUUUGUGAUUAAAAAUGCCGAAAAAAUCCAACAAAUCACAAUGGGGCAGUCGCAGAUCCGAGGACAAGCAUUAUUUCGUGCACGACGAUCGUGUGCCAAGAAGUACAGACACUGAGAUGAAACAAUUCAGCGGAGUAAAUAGGCCGAGAGUAUCAUUCAAGAAUCAAUCGCACUCGCGAAACGAGAAGCGUGCUUUUUCGAAGAAUUUGGAAAGGGCUAUAAAAACGAGCCUCGAUGAUGACGUUACUAUGUCCUCAGGGACGAAUAACAAUGGACGAGCCGUGAUAUUCCGUGGUCGUGGUAGGGGAGUUGGUCUCAGAGGACGAAAUAGUCCUGUUGCCAGGGCAUCGAGACUUCGAGUUCUCAUGAAUAGGGACAAACAGGGGCCCAUUGGGGACGCCAACUGGUACAAAGUGAUCAUACCCUUUGGCAACAAAUACGACAAAGAUUACCUCAUAAAUAGCCUUGCGAGCCACAUGGAAACCCCAUUCAUACCCAUAAUGUAUAAAGCCUUCGACAAGGACAUUGUAUUCUUCAUUGAUGAUCAGAAAAUAGCGAAUAAACUGCUCCAGUGCGACAGGCGAAUCACAGAUCUUGAUGGUUUCAAAAUAACUGUGAGAGUUAGACCUGGAUUUCCUCAGAUUGAAGUCGACGACGCACUCAAGGAGAAAAUGAAAAUGGCUAUGGCCAAGAGAUACGUUCCUGAGACCAAUGCCAUAGAUCUUUCACGAUUUCAUGCUGAUCCAGAACUCGCUGCUGAUCAUUUCUGCGCACUAUUCAGACCUGCUAUGCUUAUGACUGUACUCGAUAUCGUUGCUGAGAAUCUUCCCAACUUGGAGGCCUUAAAUUUGGAUAAUAAUAAGCUGCAUGUCAUUGAGAGGCUCAAUGUGCUGAACAAAAAAUUUCCAAAUUUGAAGAUUUUGUAUAUUGGAGAUAACAAGAUAAGGGAAAUCAACCAGAUUGACGUAAUCAAAGACUUGAAACUCGAGGAGCUGAAACUAGCUGGAAAUCCGGUUUGCAACAAAUACAGGACGAGGCAGGAUGAUUAUGUCAGUGACGUGAGGAAGAGAUUCCCAAAGCUCCAGAGAUUGGAUGGGACUGAAUUGCCACCGCCAAUUCUCUUCGACGUGUCAGAUGAUUCGGUUAAACUACCACCCACUGAGAGGAUCUUUGUUGCUAAUCCCAAGGCCCGGGAGAUUGCAAAUCAAUUUUUGCAGCAGUACUUUAUGAUCUUUGACAGUGAGUCACGUCAACCACUGCUGAAUGCGUAUCAUGAACACGCGUGCUUCAGCUUGUCGAUCACACCUUGUCCAACAAUGAAUAAAUUCAGUUCUUACACUGCUGACAAUAGGAAUCUACUUCGUUCGUCUGAUGCCUCAAGGAGAAGGAAAUUGUUGAAACAGGGGAGAUUACCUGUUGUAACUUACAUCUCCGAAAUGCCAAAAACCCAACAUUACUUGAACAGUUUCACGAUGGAUAUUGGACUUGUCACAGAUGCACUGAUGCUGAUAACCAUCACUGGAUGCUUCAAAGAAACCGCUACUAAAGAGAAUUUUAUUCGUUACUUCCACCGAACCUUCAUCAUCGUUCCCGAGGGCACUGGCUACUGCAUACGAAACGAGCAACUCCACUUGUCUCACCCAACAGCAGCCCAAGAGAGACAACUUCUCAAUGAAAUUCAAAGCUUGCCAGCCCCACCGCCAGGACCAUUGCCAUCAACCUCAACAGCAGUAGAUCCACCAGAUCAGCUGAAACAACAAAUGACAUUGACCCUGAGUCAGCAAACAAACAUGAACUUGGAGUGGAGCCUCAAGUGUCUCAAAGAGGUACAAUGGAACUUCGAUAACGCGUUAGCUGCAUUUCAAGAAUUCUUCAAACGUGGACAAAUUCCUCCGGAGGCAUUUAAAAAGUAGAAUUAUGAGAUUCUCGGUUUUUAAGUGUCUAUGCAACGAUUUUUCAUUAUCUCCGAUGAGGAAAAAUAUUGUGAUAUGUGAAAAUAGGUACGUGAUUGAUGUUCACGCACAUAGAAAGGAAAAGAAUAAUCAUGGGAGGCAUGAACUUAGGCUUCACAAAUUUAAGUUCUCUUGAUAUGCCAUUUGCUGUCCCUUUUUAAUUGAAAUUUUUAAUAUCAGAAACUAGUGGUUUGUUUACUUAAAUUUGUGAAUUCAAUGGCGUCAACUACGUUAGGAUAACUGCUACAAAUUGAUCCUUGUCACUAACUGCAAAUUUAGAAAAAUUAAAAAAAAAUUUAUUCCUGUGAAUAUGACAUAUUGUAAAAGUGUCGAGUGUUUUUUUUAGCACUCCAACACUUUGAUCAACAGUCGUAUAUGGAUGUUCGAUGUUUGCUCGUGGAACGCAAGGACACGGUCUCUCUAUCUUUUCAUUUCCAAUUACGUAAUUUCUUUCACAUUAUUUUUCAAAUCAAUUCAUUACUGAUCUGCCAGCAACCAUCGAAUACCUUGGCAAUAGUAAUUCAUGAAAUCUCUCACAAAGAGUGAGAAUACAUUGAAGAUAAAUAUCUAACUCUUACAAUCAUGAAAGAAAACUCCUGCUGGAGUUGAUGUAUAUUUUUACUCUUGUUAGGUAUUUAUCAUCAAUCAAUGAAAAAAUUAAACUACUUGAUGUCAAUCGAUGGACGAUAAAUUUUAAUUUAGUUCAAAAUCAAUUCAACUUAUUAUGCGAGUGAGCUAAAAAGUUCUCUCAAUACGAUAAAUCGGCGAUUAGAGGACGUUGUUUUAAGUCAAACUCAUUGCCAAAUUAUUGAGAAAUAUUCUUUAAAUUUAUUUGAAUUCAUGAAGAAAACAAAAGUGCUCAGGAAAAGCAAAUGUCUUCAGGAUUGGGAGUGAAGAUGGCUGAACUGUCUCAAGUCUCUAUUCUCUUCUUAAACCUGCAAAACCAAUAAUCUACAGAUCCUGCGGGACCUCUGCAUCGAUCUCAUCAGCAAGUUUAUACGGCGCAAUAUCAACAUAUAACUGUCUAUCGAGCUUCGGAUCGUUCAAGUGUCUUUGAUCGGUCCAGCAAGAGAAGCUCAACGCUCUAGUGUUGCUACAUCAUUGGAUGGUGCUCGCGAUCUUACUCUUGCGUCGCAGAGUCUGACUCUUGCACUUGUCACAAGAUGAUAUUGAACGCAACAUCUGAGCAGUGAUGGAAGUUGUAAAAUCGCCUCGAAGUGAUUGUCAUAUUGAGGACAGUUGAGCAGGGUCUCUGACAUCGUGAGAGUCUCAAUCAUCAUUCUCCAGGUGAAGAAUGCUCUUCAAGAACAUUUUUUCGUCUGAGGCCUCCCUUCCAGCAUAAGGGACAUGGAGGUGUCUGCCAUUUUCCUGAAGUCAAGAACAACAGUCGAGUUAUUGAAUUUUGAAAUCAUCAGAGAGUGACCUCGCUGGAGUAGAAAAAAAAACUGGGUAACCAGGAGCAGUAGAUGUAAUUCGAAGGCAAUGAAUUUGUUUCUAACAACAUCUUCCUAUCGUCGAAACAAUCGUAUUGUUGUUGAGCUGGCUAAACUCACAUAUCUACGUUUUUUGUUCUUUUUCCUUUGUUUUUUUUUAGUUUAAAUCUCUCGUAAUAUAUAAAAUUAACUUAAGAAUUAUUAUAUUGUUGUUCAAUAAUGUAAGCCAUUCUUGAACUUUGAGGAGAUCUACUUGAGAAGAUAAUGACAAAUUUUUCUAGUUUUUACUGAAUAUUAGUUGAUUGAUCAAUUAAUUUCGAGUUAAGUUCUCGAAUAUUGGAGUGGAGUAUCAGAUGGUACAAUUUGAUAAAUAAUUAGUGCUGAGUAGGAAAAGUAAUUGAAAAAUUGUACGAAAUUUUAGUUUGUAUGUCCGUGUUCAUCAACAAUUUUUUUUCUUUUUUUUAUUUAAAUGUACCUAAAACUUUUGGAGAUAAGAUAGCAAACACAGAGUGUCUAUUUGAAUACACUGUACUGUCGGUGACACCAAUUGCUUGCAAGCUGGUGACAUUGUAUGUUACAAAAAAAAUUAAUAAAAUAAUAAGAUAAUGCAAUAAAUUGAAAUAAAUUAACUUUCCAUAAA